AUGGAAAGAACAAUCCAUAUAAAAAAUAAUAGCAUGUCAAGCUUAAAUAGAGAUAAUGAAGAAAGUGAUUUUUCGAGGAACUAUGACGAAAUGAAUUUUAGGAAAUUUGAGAUGAAACCAAACAAGCCACUAAAAUGUGAUAUAAAAGAAAACAGAUCAUGGGUUGCAUUAACUAGAAAUAUUCCAAUAGACACAUGUAAUCGUAUUGUAAAUAUUCCUACAAAGGAAACAAAAAUAAUACAUAAACCAAAGAUUGAAUUAGUUGAAAAAAUAAAAGAGGUUCCUACUUAUUUUAUUCAAAAUAAAAAUAAGGUAAUAGAAGUUCCAGAAGUGAAAUUUGUAGAUAAAAUCCAGUAUGAUCCCCUUUUUGUUGAAAAGCUUAAAUAUGUACCAAAAGAAAUAACAAAAUAUAAUAUUAUUGAGAAGCCUGUAGUAAAAAAUAUUAUAACAGAAAAAAAAGUGGAUGUUCUGAAAGUUCAAGAAAAAAUAAGUUUCAAAGAUCAAGAAAUUGUAGAAGAAGUUUAUCAUUAUUUUGAUAAAGAUAAGAACAAAUUCAUUAAUGAAGAUGGAAAUACAAUGGAAAAUUAUGACAGUUUAAAAGAUAAAGAUAUGCAAAUCAAUUUUGAAAAUCCCAAGCAUCAAUAUGUGGAUGACAAUAAUAUAUUACCACCUCUGUUGACACCAUUUGGUCCACAAGUAAAAUUGACAGAAAAUAAAACAGUGGAAAAUGUCUUUGUACCUAAAGUUGAAAAAGUAGUUGAAAUAAAAAAGAAAAUUGAUAUACCAAUAAAUCUACCAGUUCCUUAUAUAGUUCCAAAACCAAAAAUUAUAGAUGUAGAUGUUCCUGUUUUUAAAUUUAAUGAUAAAUAUGUACCGGUGCCAGUUCGUAAAAGAAUAAUACCGAAAGUAACAUGGAGUGAUAAGGUUUAUAAAGUAGAUUGUUUGGUUGAAAAGCCUUAUUUAGUUUAUCAUAAUAUAAUAAAAAUUGUACCAACGAAUUCAACAAUAAAGGUUAGAGAAUAUCCAAAGGGAAUAACUAAAAUAAAUCCAGAAGAAUUGUAUGAGGUAGAUAACUUGGCUCUAUGGAUGAGAGUAAAUGCAGAUUUGAAAAAAGAGAAGGAUAAAUUAAAAAAAUGUGACAAUCUAUCAGAACAUACAUGUGAAUGUUCAGAUUGCGAAUGUAAUGAAUCAUUUUCUAAUACUGAAUUAAAUUUAUCACAAGAAGAUAUAACUACCAUUAAAUCUUCUAAUGAAAAUCUCUUUGAAACUCUUCCAUUGCACCCAGGUCAUCCUUUGGAGAUGGUUCAUUUACAAAAUAAGUGGAUUAAACAAGAUACUACAAAGACUCAAGAUAUAUAUGAUGAAAAAUUUAUGGAUGCUCAUAGAAAUGCCAUAUUUAAUUUAACUACUAGAAUACCUCGUGAAGCAGAAAUAGAAAUAAAACAAAUUUCAGAACUUCAAAAAAACAUGCAGAAAGAAGGAUUGAAUAUUAUUCAUAAUGAAUUAUCUCACUUACCUGGAGAAAAUAUACAUAUGUAA
Messenger RNA from Plasmodium gallinaceum, 1539 nucleotides. RefSeq names its product inner membrane complex protein 1b, putative (gene IMC1b). The transcript has a single exon. Bases 1 to 1539 code for a protein of 512 amino acids. NCBI's taxonomy places the organism in Eukaryota, Apicomplexa, Aconoidasida, Haemosporida, Plasmodiidae. The record is from RefSeq and is a predicted model, not a curated record.